GGUAACUUUAAAUCGGGAUCCGAUUGAACCUUGGUCCGAAUUACUAAUUGCUGUUAGUUUCGAUUUAGCGAAUGUGACUCAUACACAAAAUAAACAAAAAUGGAGUUAAUUGUCGCUUUUGCUUUUCAUUGUGCUUGUUUAGCAUUAACGCUUGCGGACUGCCCUCCUCCUCCAGCGGUCCAGAAUGCAGCCUUCACUCCAGUCCAGUCAUCAUACGCUGAUGGCGCAAACGUUACAUUCACCUGUAACACUGGUUAUGGACUUCAAGGUAGUCGGAUACAUUAUUGCAGGGGAAGCAGUUGGGAAGGAUCCCUCAUAUGCUAUGAACAGUUUUGUGAAACAAUGAAUAAUCCUAGAAAUGGUAUAAUUGUUGGAAACCCAUCCUACAAAAUUGGCACUUACAUCACAUUUCAAUGUAACACAGGCUACACAUUGAAAGGAAAUAGCCAGUUGCUGUGUCGUGUUGAUUUGAAGUUUGAUAGGAACCCACCAACAUGCGAUGUCAAUAUGUGUCCAGAUUUUGGGGUAAUAGAUCAUGCACGCAUUUUCCAAGCCACAGAUGGAGGAAUAGAAAAUGAUUAUGGAAGCCUAGUUAAAGUAACCUGUGAAGACUCAUAUGUGCUGGAUGGUCAUGUGUCCGUGGUUUGCCAGGGAGACGGAACGUGGGGCCCAAAACCGACCUGCAAACCAUUAGAUUGUGGUAGGUUCGAUGGAAUGAAUUCAAGCUGCGUGAAAGACUUCGUACUGCUUGAUACUCUGUAUUACAUGGAAUGUAAGACUGAUGUCCCAAAUACAAGAAUUGGAGCGGACAGCACCAGUGCACCUAAUGAAUGUGAGGCAAGGUCUCGGAAAUGGAUGUAUUCACUGUUUGGAUGCUUUUGCAAUUGUCAAGUUAUCUACAAUAAAACCAUUGUGAUAACAUACAACCUUGAUCCAAAUGACUAUCUGCCACACAACACAGCUUUGAUGUGGAGUUGUAGGCCAGGUUGCAGGACAAACCAAACUUAUGCUCUGGGAUGCAUGGACGGACAGAUGGAAAUGCCAUCUUGCACCUGCGAUUCUUACGCACAUACACAUGAAACAAGCUUCAUUAUCAUAAUUGCUGCAAUAAUUGGAGCUGUAGUUUUGGCAUUGUCAGUUGCAGUUGCCUUAGUGAUGUACAAGAAAAAGGAAGGGUGUUUUAAGUCUGGUACAAAUGUGGAAGCCUCAUAUCCCAUGACUAAACCAACUCAUGAUGAAGGUGGCAAUUCUUCUAACGGGAACACUUUUAAACCAAGUGAUAAAAGCCAUAUUAAUCUUACUAAAGAGGAGGAACGGUUAUUGUCUGCAAACAAAAAAUGAGGUCAGGACAAUCAUUUUCCUUGAGAAUUUCCACUGUUUGACUUGUAAUGGAAAUGCUGUGCUUUGACUAAGAAUGUUUCAAGUAAAGUUUUAGGGAAUAGCCAAUAUUCUACAUUACAAACAGUUUUCAUGUGAAGUGCCAUGAUUUUACUUAAAGUGUAACUUAUAAAAUGAUACAAAUGUAUGAGUGAAGACUGUUAAAAAUGGCGAAACAAUCCACCUAAACAAAAAAGUGCUGUGCUUGAACUUAAAAUGUUACACAUUAAGUUUUGUGUACAAGCCAGAAAUUUUCAGUAUUCUUGAGAAUUGGCUAUUUGCCAUUUGUAAGCAAUUAAAGUUUUAUUCACAAGUAAGUAUCAUGCAUACAAUAAUUUAAAUAGAUAAGUUUCACAUUCGCAAUUUGAGCGAUUAUCAGGACACAAUUAAUCGAUGAUUCUAAAAUGAGGCUUACAAUGUGCAGUUCACAAGUUAUUCUUAAUGAACAAAAGGACCUUAUACAUUCAACAUUAUUAUAAGUGCCAUUAUAUUUGUGAAGUGUUUCUGAUGAUAAUUUUAAUUUAGACUAGUAUUUUUUCAGUAAGAUAGGGCUCAACAUUAACCAAAAAACCAACUUGCCCUGCCGUAAGAAAAUCUACUUGCCCUGAACGUAAAGCCACUUGCCCAAACAUGAAAUAUCACAUUAACUGUAAACCUCAUAUUUUUUAAUAAAGAUCAAAAUGAUACACCACAAAACCUUUUUUAUUUUUGCACAUUUAACAAAAUGAUCACAGCAAUUAAAGUCUAAAUUAAAUGCUCUUUGUUCUUUUUUGCAAUUGCCUGGGCGGGCAACUAGAUUAUAAAAUCACUUGCCCGGACCCAACUUUUACUUGCCAGGGGCAAUAGGACAACCAUUAAUGUUGAGCCCUGUAAGACUGGAAUUCGACAUCUGUGAAACCAUGUACUGAUGAAAUGAUAAUCAUAAAGUAUGUGAACAUGAAAAGUUUGUGACCAGAUUGUCCUUAGUUGGGUACUACGAUGACAUUAUGUUACAAUUAAGUGAUCAGUUAUAAUAACAAUUAGUGCACAGCGAUUUGUUUGCCCAAUUGGGCAAUCUAUACGGAAAAACCCUGAAAUUGGGAAAAUUUGUGUUGUGAAGUCUUUUUAUUGGAAAAUUGAUGUAUUUGAUUUUUUGCCCCCAAUAUUUUAAAAGUGAUAACUACACAGUGCUCCAGCUAAGAUAAGAGAUUGAAAAACUAUCAUGUGUUGAGAUUUCCAAGAUAAACUUAUCUUUGUUCAUCUUGAACCUUAUUAUCAAUUUAUUAUAUGUUUUGCUGGGCCUUUUGUUAUUAUAAAUCAUGUAAAAUGUGUGGAAAUCCCUGAUAAAAAAUAAAUACAAAUGUAGUUCUUAUUUCAAAAGUAAAAUCCUGGUUUUGAUGUACAAAGUCAACAUUUUGUAAAACUGAUCCAUCAAACCACUAGUAUACUUAAAGUAGUUAUGAAAUGUAACUAUAUACGGCAGAUUGUUAGCUCAUACAUACGGCAGAUUGUUAGCUUAUACAUACGGCAGAAUUAAAAAUUAAUGAUACCAGCAGUUGCAUUUAUGUUACAGCUUCCUGCUUGGAUGCUCAUAUUUUACAAGCAAUUAGAAAAUUGGUUUGAUCUCAUACUGUCAGACAUUUCCUAUUUGCUUGUUAUUUUGCAAACUUAUCUUUAACUUUGAAUAGCCUUCUUAUAUGUAUAUAUAUGUAUGUAUUAAACAGUUUAAUUUGUAGAAUGCAUUAUGUGCUAAUAUUUGAAAUAUAAAAUUUUAAAUAAAAAGAUAUUAUCUUGCUCACAAUAAAAUUGUUGAUUCCAAAUAUUGAGAUAUUAAGAUAAUUUUUGCGUUCCAUCAUAGCCUUAAUCAGGUCUAAAUUUAACAAAGAUUAUUGUAAAGUCAAAGCAUAAAGGUCUUUGUGGCCAACUUGACUUAGUAUGGAUAUUUGUGAACAUAUAUAAUUCAUGCUAAUAUAUACAAUCUGUUCUACUUAUAUGGCUUGAUUUGAUUACAUUUUCUCAUUUUAUUCUUUAUUUUAACGAUAAAAUCCAUUUUUCUCCCAAAUUAGCAAAUCAACCAUGAACAUUAGCUGAGCAUUGCUUAAGAAAACUAUUGAUUUCAUCCCCUUUUUGCAGUAUUAAGUUUCAGUGUAAUUCAUUGUUUUGUGUGUGUGGCUUUGAGUGAUUUAUUUAGUACUGUGUGUUUCUUUGAAUUGCUGCAACAUAUAUAUUUGUGUUCUGUAUGAUAUUCACAUUAAAUGCCAUUUGUUCAAUGUCUUGUGACCAUAAGGAAAAGAUCCUAGAAUGCUUCAAGACGCUGCUGCUAUUUUGUAUUGUUGACAUUUUUGACAUGUUGCUUUUAAUUUGUAUCAGCAUUUACUUGUGUCAUUUAAGAUAAGUUUGAAUAAUCGUGUUGAUUGUAAUUUUUAAUAUUUUGCACCUAACGUUUGUUUGAAAUACAGUAUAUUGUGGUUAUACUGCCUUUGAAUGUCAUAAAUUGUAUUAUCUGUA
Molecule: messenger RNA, 3864 nt
Organism: Dreissena polymorpha
Lineage: Eukaryota; Metazoa; Mollusca; Bivalvia; Myida; Dreissenidae
Product: sushi, von Willebrand factor type A, EGF and pentraxin domain-containing protein 1-like
Exons: 2
Coding region: 100-1341 (413 amino acids)
Source: RefSeq, a predicted model, not a curated record